This is a messenger RNA of Aspergillus niger, 318 nucleotides long. RefSeq lists its product as hypothetical. NCBI's taxonomy places the organism in Eukaryota, Fungi, Ascomycota, Eurotiomycetes, Eurotiales, Aspergillaceae. The transcript has 2 exons. The record is from RefSeq and is a predicted model, not a curated record. The coding region runs from base 1 to 318 and encodes 105 amino acids.
AUGUGUGCGUAUGGUGAUACAAGAGAUAUUAUUCAAGCUCGAGAGAUUUCCAAUUGCCUGAAAGGUCACGAUUUCCCACGAAUAGGAAGCCUGGCCACCGGCAUGCACGGGAGUUCUCAUCACAAUUCGGGAUUUGAACCUGACUCAACUUACCAUGCUAGCGCAUAUUUGCUUUUGAUAUCAGAUCUGGGGCAAGAUAAGCGGCACGGUUCCGAAUUAUUGGAAGGUCAUGGUAGGAAUGGUCUGAUUGAUCGUGUUGCGGUAGUACGGAACUGUGGCGUUCCCGGGUUGUACCUCGUGAUAUGUUCGCAGAUCUAA